AUGGAUAGUUUCGUGAAUAAAGAUGCCGAUUUGAACAGUGCAAAAGCUGAGGCUUUAGCAAAUGCCAGUAGAUCAGUUGCAGGCUAUUUACAGGUUCGUAUAUUGCCAUGAAACUGUUCAUUGUAUAGCUUUAUUCGAUGCUGUAUAAUAUGCGUUUGUUUUGAUGGUUCCUGGUAGGAUUAAAUUGUCAGGGUGCAGCAGAUGGUCACUGGUCAAUUUCAGAAAAGUUAUGAUGCAAGGAAAUUAAAUUAUAUUUGAUAACUGCUGAUUGACCAGUCCAUCUGCUGCAUGGUGAUAUUUAAAAUCCUUCAAAUGGCAAUAAUUUAAAAUAAUUUGUUAAUGACUUAAGAUUUGACUAGCUUGGAUGUCGAGAGUUUGAGGAAGACAUACUUGACAAUUUUCGCCCGUCUGCACAUUAUCUUGCACAUCAUUGGUGGUUGCUCAAUCCGUCUUCCCAUUAUAGAUUCAUGUCUCUCUGUAUAUGAAUACUAAUCCUUACCCUGCCCGGACAAAACAGUGAGACAUGAAACUAUAUCCCUCCACUAUUCUUCCGCCUUUGAUUCAGAAUGAUGUUCACAACAAAUUUUACCAACGUCUUUGUCGUUGUACUUUGUAUUUAACCCAUUAAGUACCAGCGCUCUCCCCUUGAUGAGUAAAAUAAUAAAGUACUAGGGUGCAUCAGGGCACAAUGUGACUCAACAGGUUAACUAGACACAUUGGCAGAUAUAGGCCAGUUAACCCAUUAAGCGGCAGCACUCUCCCCUUAAGAGUAAUAUCAUCUGGCAUUAGACAGAGUAAAAUAAUAAAGUAGGGUGCAUUUUGAUUCAACGGGUUAUGAUAGGGCCAAGGUUUGGAUUAGAGCGAGAUUUGAGAUUAGCCUAAUAAGAGUCAGGAUUUGGAUGAUUAGAGUCAAGGUUAGGGCCAGGUUUAGAAUUAAGGUCAGAUUUAGCUCAAUGAUUAUGAUUAACUGGAUUAGGUUUACGAUUAACCAGUCUGGAUUUGUGUCUGGGUUUGGAUAGGGAUUAGGAUUAGAUCAAGCGACUAAAACAUUGAGGAUGCGUGGAUUUAAUUAACAAUGUGUGUGUAUUUAUAAUUAAUAUUUCAGCAUCCAGACCAGCUUGAUAAAGUUGAACAAUAUCGACGUCGGGUUAUGAGAAACAAGGUACAAGAAAAAUAUUCAUGUUUUGAAUUGAUUAGUUUUCAUGGAAAGCAUGAUUAUUUUUUUGCAAAAUGUUACUAUUGAAAUUUGUUUCCUUCAAACAAAACUGUCUCAAAUUUCACAUCAGGCGUCUGUCGAAGCUCGUCUUAAAAAUGCAGUACAAUCACAACUGGACGACGUUCGAUCAGGCUUACAUCAACUUCAAAGGUAAAAGUGGUAUAUUGUAACAACAAGGUCCGACACUUUGUGAAUUAUUGUGUGUUGAGCACAUAACUAUAGUUUUGCCUGCAUACAUAUCAAUUAGGGUGAGGCAGUUUUUCAGUAAACCGAAAUCGAAAAAUACGAUGUUUUUGGAAAAUUGAAAUACUCAAUGUUACUUCUGGAGAAAAACCGGGGAAAACGAAAAAGAUGAAAAAUUUUGUUUGAAAUUUGAUAACGUCUUCAAAAUACCUUACGUUUAAUUUGUUGCGUGAGUACUGAGUAGCGUGGUGUGUCUUUUUACCGUAGUUUCGAUUUUUUGGUUGGUUUUCGUUUUUUUUGUAGAAACUACCUCACGCUAAUAUUAAUUCAUUUUCCAAUCUUUUUAUUUUCUUUAGCGCACUACAGGAUGUGAAACAUGUCAAGAAAAAGUAAGCUAGUUCUAUUACUGCAAUAAUGAAUGGUGCUACUUAGCAGAAGAAGGAUUGCAUCCUAAUACUUCAAAUUUGUUAAUGGGACUCUUUUAAAUUUCUCUCACAAAUUGUAGCAUGAAUGAAGUUGAUGAGAUAUUUCGAUCUUGCACCCACCUUGGAGAGGAACUGGAUGAGAUUAAACACUGUCACACUAAACACAGCGAGGUAAAGUUGGUAAAUUUUUUCUCAAGUUUCUGGACACCUGUAGUAACACUGGAUCAAUAAGAGAUGAUCUUUACUGAAACUCUAGGGAGAACAGUUUAGAACUGAUAGAGCUAUCCAGCAUAAAUAAAGUUAGUUUAGUUUAGGUUUCCUCCUGUAGUAACACUGGGUCAAUAAGAGAUGAUCCUUACUGAACCUCUAGGAAGAACAGUUUAGAACUGAUAGAGCUAUCCAGUAUAAGUAAAAUUAGUUUAGUUUAGGUUUCCUCCUGUAGUAACACUGGAUCAGUAAGAGAUGAUCUUUACUGAAACUCUAGGGAGAACAGUUUAGAACUGAUAGAACUAAAUAAAGUUAGUUUAGUUUAGGUUUCCUCCUGUAGUAACACUGGAUCAAUAAGAGAUGAUCCUUACUGAACAUCUUGGGAGAACAGUUUAGAACUGAUAGAGCUAUCCAGUAUAAAUAAAGUUAGUUUAGUUUAGGUUUCCUCCUGUAGUAACACUGGAUCAAUAAUUGUCUAGGCAGCCAAAGCAUGUCAACAUUUAAAUCAAAUCUUUGGAGUUCCAUCAACAGUUGUUUAUACAGAAGAAUGCAUUGAGAAUGGAAAACUUCUUGAAGCGCAUCAAAAGUAUGUCAUAGUUCUAUCAUGAAUUAAACUUGCAGAAAUAGAACAACAUUUAAUAUCAAAGUUUAUGUGAUCCAUUACCAGAUUUUGGUGGAAAUAGUGGGGGAAGGGAUAAAUAUCAAAAUCUGGCCGUGAUGUGAUCACAGCAGUGGCGUCAUGGGACCUAUGUUUUUUGGGGGGCCAAAGGGCAGUACUUUUCCAACAAACCAAAAAAUUUUCCGGACAACAUUUUAAAUCUUCAUCCCCCCCGUCAACAACUUUGACAAUUUCUGCCAUGCCCCCCCCCUGGCCCCCAGGCCACGGCGCCACUGGAUCACAGUAGGAAUUUUGCAUAGGUAUCAGUAAAUUGAUUGACUAACUCAGUGACAGUGUUUAACACUGAGUCAGUUUCCUCAGACAUUUCUUACAAAUUUUCAAAACUUAGAAUUUACCUAGACGCACAAUUCCUCCUGUGAUUACAGAAACUUUGAAAGUGUAAAACAGCCCAAGGUUGAAGCAAUACAGUACAGAAACAGCGCUACUUUAAUGUUUCGUCCUAAAAGUAAAACCAUGUUUUCAAUGCGUCGUAGGUUAUCCGAACUGGAAGCAACAAGAGACGAAGUUUUGUUGGAAGUUCACAAAAUGGAGAAAACAAAUUCAACGUCAAAGAAAGAAGCGCAUGUUUGUGAUCGAUUUUGUUUAUUUUGGGUUAAUUAUGUGCAGAUUGUCGUAGUUUUAGACUUUUGGUCUAUUUAGUCUGCUUACAUAGUGUGUAUCUUAAUUUUUUCUUUUUCAGCUUGUGGAGGCAUAUUUCGCAGGAAUCGAAGUUUGUUCGGUACGGUUUGAGAUUUUCCAAGAAUUGUGUGUUUGAAAUCUGUAACAAACGAUUUUAUAAGAUCGUCCAGGCCACCCAGAGGGGGGACGAAAGCGCCAAUUUGCCCUGGGCCCCAUGCUUCAGGGCCCCCAAAUCAAAAUGAAUAUUCCUGUGUGUUGGGGAGGGGGGUGUUCUGGGCGGCUCUGAAUGUUGUUUAUACUUUAUUAUGUUUUAAUACAACAUUAUUUUCUGAAUAGUGAUGAACUAGGAACGAUGCUCUAGCCUAGAUUUUAACAUAGUUUGGAAAGUAAAUAUGUUCCCAAAAAGAGAUUCAACGUAAAAAUUUAGUUAAUUAUGGAAUGGGUAUUACGUUGCUACCAUGAUGAAAUCGAUGCGGUGCUCGUUUCCUUUGUGUUGUCCUCAUGAAUUACAAGUAAAAGCAACGUAAAUUGUGUUUUCUUUGCGUUCAGAAAAAGCUUGCGAAACAGUUGGUUGUGAUCUUGGAGAGAAUCUUAAGUACUGUAAGAGUUGACCCUGCAAAGCUCGUGACUGUUCUAAGAAUUGUAGAACGCGAGGAAAGGUUAGCGGAAACAUUCUUAAAUCUCGUAAGUGGGGGAUGCUAAUCAUCCUUACUUGCAGCUGAGAGCUAAGCUCAAUGGACCAUUUGCAUUAUAGACUAAAUUUUGAUCUAGACAAAAAUUUCAUCACAGCUUGAAAGAGCAUCACAAAAUUAGUAAUAUUCCAAAGUUUCGUUGCGAAAUGUUGUAAAAUGUGGAUAAUAUAGCCAUGCGAAGUUUGCCGUUUUUUCAGUCAUUUUAUAAUGCAAAUGGUCCAUUGCGAAGGACGCAGCUCAACCUGAUCGAGUCGAAAGCUUUCUAAGGUCGCCUCUGGCAGCCACCUUAUGACUCAUGUCUGAUCACAGAGUACAGCUACGGUGGAAGAGUCAGUUAGGGGAUAAUCCCAACCCACCCUGUCAACUUUCCCUGUGGGAGGAAACCGGAGCACUCGGAGACAACCCACGACUUUCGACAGAGCGUUGACUUACACUUUACACAUGAGUCCGUAGCGAGAAUCCAACCCACGAUCUCUGACGACUGUGCCACCGAUGCCUGGUAUAUAGAAGCUAUCUUAUUGUACUGUAUAUGACGUUUAUGAGUUCACUACCUAACGACAAUGUAAGUAAAUAUUAAAGGCUCUCUUGACAUGCUCAUCGGACAUGUUCUUUAUUUGCAGAGCUGACAAACGCGCUGAGGAACGGCGGCUUAGAACGGGAUUCAAUCCUCCUGAAAGGCCAAAAAGUUUAAGAGCGAAAUUAUAUGAAACUCUAGAAACGUCGGUAGACCACAGGUACAAUAUCAUUGUAGUAUGCGUGGCUUUCACUAUAUCGUACAACAGAUGGUGGUCAACAGGGCUCGAAGUAGAGAAAAAAUAUGGCCUGCCAGUCUAAAAAUUUUUGGCAGGUGAAAUAAAUUUUAGCCUGCCAUUUUUAUUCAUUGAACUGCCAAAAUGGCGAUGUCUCGUAGGAGUCAUAUUGUAAAAAUCAAUGUUUUCAUGAUCUGCAUUUUUAUUAUUUUUAAACUUGUCUAUUUUACUACAGUAAACGUGGAUUUACAUUUUAUAUCUAUAAAAUUUCACCUGCCAUUUUUUUUUACUUGGCAGUUGAAAAUUGUUUUUGCCUGCCAUAAUUUCUAAGAUAUGGCCUGCUUUUGGCCAUUGGCAGCCCGCUAUUUCGAGCCCUGAUGGUCAAUCUGUAGCUAUUAGAGCGAGAAAAUAAUCAGUUAAUCAUUUUCAUUGUAUGUACAGUUACGUAGUAGUCUUAAGCCUGGGUUGCACUAUCAAAGUUUCUGUGAUCACAGUAAGAAUUUUUCACAGCUAAAUUCCAAGGUUUAAAGGAUUUGUAAGGAAUGUUUGAGGCAACUGAGUAACGCCUGUAUUCUAAAAGCACUCAAUGAGUGGAGGUUCAAUCUGAGCUUCCCUUGAGUGUCAAUGCUGUUUUUGAAUAGCUGGAGGGUGAGCAGUCACAUAGUAAGGUAUGACACUAACCCUCCAGCUAUUCAAAAACAGCAAUGACACUAGAGAGAAGCUCAAAAUGAACCUCCACACUCAAUCUCCACUCAUUGAGUGUGAGUGAGCUUUUAGAAUACAGGCGUAAGUAAUAAGUUCUUUGUAUGCGUAAGUGUUGUGAAGGGAACUCAAACAUUUCUUACAAAUUCUUCAAAAUAUUUACUUGUGCAAAAUUUUUACUGUGAUCGCAGAAACUUUGAUAGUGUGUAAACCAGACUUUAUUUAAUUUUUUUUAAUUUAUAAACUUUACAAUCAACAAAACGAUUGAAGGUACAGACAACAGGACUGAGGAGUCCCAAAUCAAGUCCUACCUACACAUUACACUGACAUUGUAAAACAAUAGAGACAGGUUACAACUUUAACAAAGCUACAAUACAAAAUUACAACACACGAUCAAUGCGUUCCAACCCAUCUUUACACUUUCCAAAGUUAAUAUGGUUUGGAAAAUGAUCAAGUUAGAAAAAAAAAUUAUACAUAUAGAUGAGUCAACAUUGUGCAGCACAGACAGGCUGUACAGUAAACAUCCUAAACAUGCAUGUGCUCCAAACUGUUCCUGCAUUUUCCAAAGAUAGGAUUCCAGAACAUAGACUGCCCGGGUGUUUUUUUAUCUGGGUGUUUAAUUUAAUUUAUUCAAACAGACUGAAGCAAAGACAUUUUGGAAAUGCAAAGACAGCUUGGAGCGCUCUCAACUAUCAUGAACAACAAGUAAUAGAAAAGGACGUACUUUAUAUUUGCAUCGUGGCAAAUAAAUAGAAUUCCCACACAGAUGUAGUUUAAAUUUCUUGUUUAAAGUAUCAUGAUACGUAUCUCUGAAGUUGACUACCAUUUGCUGUUCCGUAACGCUUGCUAAAACUGACAGAUAAUUUUUCUAGAUUUGAAAGUUUGCAAAUCAAACUAGAAGAACGCGCGCAAGAUAAAAUGUGGUUGGUGAAACAUUUGGAGAGAACCCGACAGACGAUGGUGGAAGAUUUGAUUGUCAUUAAGGUGCGGUGAGCCUCGAAUCUUUGCAGGCGCGAAAUAACUGCCGGUCAACGGACAAUGUCCGGCCAGAAUGCGGAGUUGCCCGGUCAAAUUCUUACCUUGCCGCUCAUUUUCGCUUUCGGUAAAAGAACAAUUUAAUCUUCAUUUUAAUUAAUAAUCAAAAUAAAGUUGUCAAGUUGAUAACCAAGUUCUACCAUUUGAAAAGGGAGUUCUGCUAUUUGAAAAGGGUUUUUUGGCAUUUGAAAAGGAGUUUUGGCAUUUGAAAAGGGAGUUCUGGCAUUUGAAAAGAGUGUUCUGCUAUUUGAAAAGGGAGUUCUGCUAUUUGAAAAAGGAGUUCUGCUGUUUGAAAAGGGAGCAGUAGUCUGCUAUUUGAAAAGGGAGUUCUGCUGUUUGAAAAGGGGGUUUUGCCAUUUGAAAAGGGAGUUUUGCAUUUGAAAAGGGAGUUCUGCUAUUUGAAAAGGGAGUUCUGCUAUUUGAAAAGGGAGUUCUGCUAUUUGAAAAGGGAGUUCUGUUUUUUGAAAAGGGAGUUCUGCUAUUUGAAAAGGGAGUUUUGCUAUUUGAAAAGGGAGUUCUGCUUUUUGAAAAGGGAGUUCUGCUAUUUGAAAAGGGAGUUCUGCUAUUUGAAAAGGGAGUUCUGCUAUUUGAAAAGGGAGUUCUGCUAUUUGAAAAGGGAGUUCUGCUAUUUGAAAAAAGAGUUCUGCUAUUUGAAAAUGGAGUUCGGCUAUUUGAAAAUUGAGUUUUGUCAUUUGAAAAGGGAACUAUAUAUUGCAGGAAUGGAACCUCAGUCAGUCACAGAGAUGAGAGACACAUACUGUACACUACAUGUAACUUUUCUCUUUUAUUUAGACAUCAGGUCAGCCAUGUUUUCCUCCAAGUUACAACAUCUUUGAUAAAUAUGUGAAAAUGUACCACAAAGAAUUAUCUAAAAUGGCAAGUACACUAAACAGUUGUGACAGUAUUUUGGUAGUGUUGGUGUUUUUGUCGUCCUUCUUCACCGUGUUGUUUGGAUUUUUAGUUGGAAGAUCUGGUGUGCAUGCAAGCUCUUGAGUCAGAUGAAUGUGUCAGUAUUUUGACGUGGUUGACAGAAUACGAGUAAGUUUGACUGUAAAUAUUAAGGCUGGUUAAAGGAUGGAACAACCUAUCGAGAGAAAGACUCAGACCUGGAGAACACUGCAUGAUCUUGGGAUCCUGACGAGCAUUCGCCUUCACUACACCAAAAGAAUAACACUUUUGAAAUUUACAUUAUUUUCAGAAGCAUUUUCAAUGUGUCAGAAUCUUGGGAAAUCAUUGUAUAAUACUUCUUUAUCUGUCGUUUGAGACGUGUAUUGUAAAUACAGUCAAGUAUACUUUGUUGCUUUUUUCAGUGGUCAAGAUCUUAUGAUGCAUCCAGAGUUACAAAUUGACGCUCAUACUCUGGAUCCACUGCUAAAACCACAUAUCCUCAAAGCCUUGAAAGAUACGUAAGUGAUCCAGUCUAACAUUUAUAGUGGAGCUCAAUCAGUUCUAAACUUUUCUCGCUAGAGGUCCAGUAAGGAUCAUCUCUUAUUGGUCCAGUGUUACUACAGGAGGAAACCUAAACUAAACUAACUUUAUUUAUACUGGAUAGCUCUAUCAGCUCCAAACGUUUCCUUCCUAGAGGUCCAGUAAGGAUCAUCUCUUAUUGGUCCAGUGUUACUACAGGAGGAAACCUAAACUAAACUAACUUUAGUUAUACUGGAUAGCUCAAUCAGUUCUAAACUGUUCUUCCUAGAGGUCCAGUAAAGAUUAUCUCUUAUUGUUCCAGUGUUACUACAGGAGGAAACCUAAAAAAACCAUUGAUAUUUCAAUAGAUAUUUCACGGCAACUUCAAAGAAUAUCAAAGAAUGGAUGAACAGACUAGCACAAACAGAUAUGAAGGUACAAACCCAAUCUUUUAACGCAUUUGGAUAACUCACAACGUAGAUACCACUGUUCUGAUAAUGUAAGCAUAGAAUACAACAAAGGUAACCAAGUAUUUAAAUUAUAUAUCUGGGUUAGUCAAAUCGCAUCCGAGCUUCGCUGUUUUUUCUUUAGGACUGGCACGAGUCUUCAUUGCCUGACAGUGAUGGUGAAGGUUACUUUAUCACACCACUUCCGGUGUUUUUGUUUCAAAUGGUGGACCAGAAUGUAAGAUAUAAUGAAAAUAUUUUUAAUAAUACUUCAUUCACGUCAGAAAAACAGUGACAAUAUAUUAUUGUUUUAGAUUCAAGUUGGUGCCCAAGCCGGCGAAGAAUGUCAGAUAAUUGUAAGUGGACAGUAUUUUCUUUGCAUUUGGCGGUCUGAAGAUGAAUUUGAGGGCAGUAAUAUCUAUGUUUAGGUGUUAAAAACAUGUAUUGAGGCUAUGCAAGAAUUUCAAAGGAAAUAUAGAGGUGAGUGUAAAGUAUUAACAUUGUAGAGUGACUAGAGUCAACCUGGAUUUCCUCUGGGCUCUUCUCGCUUGUGAUUGAGGAAAUGCAACCUUGGGACGUGGUGGGGCUCAAAAUAGUGUUCCAUGGUACGACAUUCCAUAGUGACCGAAAAUCAAUCUCGUUCCCAGAACCAAAAUGUGACCGGUCACGUGGACUAAUGUCGAACACAUUUCACUGGUCAUGUUGGUCUUUGACCUUUGACUGGCCGUUAUUUUGAACCCUGAGAGGUGCAUGUACUACUAUUCACUCAGCCGCCAACAUCCGAACUACAAUGAACUUGGAGAAUUCAUCUUGUUGUCCGUUGUUUCCAGAGGCUGUGCGAACAUAUAAAAAGGAACAUUCGGAAGACAGAAAUGAACCACAGUACUUCAUUCAGUUUGUAGUGAGUAAAGGAUAAACGUUUUCCAUUUGACCUUGCUGCAUUUUGCCGUGUUGGACACAGUGUUGUUUAUGCACUUAUCUAUUCUUCGUGUCUUUUCACUUUCCACAGGUCGCUAUUGCGAACAACUGCCUGAAGUGUGCUGAGUUCACUACAGAGCUCAAGGUAAACAACUGGACUAAGGGACCGGUCAUUAUUUAUGGUGGGGGGUGGCACCGAAGAGAAAUGUUUUUCGUGGUAAAAAUUUUGCUGACCCAACCAUUAAAAAGAUUUAAUAAAUGAUUACCCAACCUCAAAUAUAAAUUGAAAAAUAAUUACCCACGCCUGGCCAAAAACUUUACAAAAGGAUACCAUUCAGUUGUCACACAUGUCUUUUACCACUUCUAUGACAUAAGUUUGAUAACGGCUUGUGAAAUUUUCUGCAGUCUAAAGUUUCAUGUUGUCUGCACAUGCACUUUCUUUGAAAACACCAUUUGUUUUGUCAAAAUGAUCAAGAUAGUGACUCUGAUUGAUUCACAUAUUGUAUUGACAAAUGACUGUUGACAUUGCUUUUCAGUCUCCAAUAUUUCAGUGGGUCAUGCUUUGGAAAUGACAAUAAAUUUUUAUUACCCAACCCUUGAGUUGUUUUGUUUUUCAUUUACCCAACCUUUUACUCACUCAAGAUUUUGUUUACCCAACCUUUUUCUCUUCGGUGCCACCCCCCGUCAUAAAUAAUGACCGGUCCCUAAACUCACUAAAUUUAUUUAUACUGGAUAACUCUAUCAGUUGUUCUCCCUAAAGCUCCAGUAAAGGUCAUCUCUUUUUGAUACUGUGUUACUACAGGAGAAACCUAAACUAAACUAACUUUAUUUAUACUGGAUAGCUCUAUCAGUUCUAACUUUUCUCCCUAGAGGUCCAGUAAGGAUCAUCUCUUAUUGAUCGAGUGUUACUACAGGAGGAAACCUAAACUAAACUAACUUUAUUUAUACUGGACAGCUCUAUCAGUUCUAAACUGUUCUUCCUAGAGGUCCGGUAAGGAUCAUCUCUUAUUGAUCCAGUGUUACUACAGGAGGAAACCUAAACUAAACUAACUUUAUUUAUACUAGAUAGCUUUAUCAGUUCUAAACUGUUCUUCCUAGAGGUCCAGUAAGGAUCAUCUCUUAUUGAUCCAGUGUUACUACAGGAGGAAACCUAAACUAAACUAACUUUAUUUAUACUGGACAGCUCUAUCAGUUCUGAACUUUUUUCCCUAGAGGCCGGCCAGUAAGGAUCAUCACUUAUUGAUCCAGUGUUACCAAGGCAAUAUUCAGAUGGUGAAAUUAUAAACAGAUGAAAGGAGCAUUCACCAACCACUUCGCCAACAACACCUCAAUUUAUUUUUUGACUGUAUGUCUGAUUUGUAGGAUCGAAUGAUGAACGAACUACAAGCGGGAAAGUUUGGAGAAGAUCAACAGCAAAUAUUUAAAAGUCUUUAUGAUUAUUUCCACCAAAUGGCGGAGGAAUGGUGAGACUGUAUUCCUCUAUCAGUUCUUGCCUUGUCAACGGUCCAGUUAUAGGCUCAUCUCACCAAGACAAAAUCUACAGUAUCUUGAUUGGUGGAGUCAAAUUUGAAGCACCCUUCUCGCAUGCAGCUGAGAUGAAAUUUAUAAUCAGACAACCGCAUUUUGUAGGAAUCAAUUCUUUUACAGAGCCACACACACUAACCAUUUUGCACUCAUUAAUUUGUAUUUCAGUUGUAAUAUCUUACUGGAUGAAGUAUUCCUGGAUACUGAGGAUCAUUUUAAGAGAAUUUUAACCCGCAACGACUGGUAAGGAAACAGAUGACAGCUCAUAUAUCUUGCAAAGUAUGUACAAUAACCAAAUGUAUGCAAACUUUUUCUGCCAGGUACAAGGGUUCAGUUCAUGUUGAAACAAUUCUCGCAACAGUCGAAGACUACAACAAUGAUUUUACACACGUUAUGCCCGAGUAAGUCUUGAGGUUUAAAUUUUAACUUUCCCCCGACUAAACUAUACUCCAGGGUGAAGUAUUAUCUUGAUUUCAGGCAUCAUGGGAUUAUUUUAUCUUCCUGUUUGGAUCGCGUCAUAGUUGAAUACAUCAGAGCUAUGACUGAAAGGUAUUUACAAAAUUUACUGAACUGCCAUACCAUAUAGUAUCAUAUCAUCUAAAACCGAGUGUUGCCUAAAUUAUACGUAAAGCAGAAGUGAUUUACUAUAAAACGAAUGCUUAUAAGUAAGCCACAAGCGAGAUAUCCCAGACGCAUGUAGAGGUCCUAUUACCUAUCACAAAGUUAAAAUAAAUCCGCAAUAAAUCACGUAAAUUAAACGAAAGUCAGAAAGUAACGAAAUACUUCGCCACAAAAUGAGAAUAACGAAGUAAAACGUUACUUCUUAAAACGACUUCGUUCCAAGUAAAAAUACUCCAGAAAAAGUUUACUUUGUUACAUGCUGACUUCUUAAAAAUAGUAGUCAAGUACAGUAACGAAGUACAUUCACUUCUUUAGGCGCAUGAAGUUCAAGGGUUAUGGCGAACGCAAAAAUGCAGCAGAACAGAUCAAUAAAGAAACGGGGAAAAUUACUGAGACUUUUAAAAAGCUUGGUGUUGAUCCUGACAAGGUGACAGAAAAGUGCGCAGUGAUCCCCAUGUUGUCAGAAAUAAUCAAAUUAAAAAGCGCCGAGCUUCUUUCUUUGGAAAUAUCUGUAAGUACCACAUGACCUGUUGCCUUUGAACGCGCGCUACUUUGUUAUCAUACUCUGUCUAACGCCAUUUGAUUUUACUUGUCAAAGAAAAAGUUGUUUGUUAAAUGCGUGGUUCUCCUCUGCCUAGGGAUUGGCAACAAAGUACAAGGAUUUCACGAGUGACCACGCCAUGGCUUUACUUGCCAUGAGAGAGGACAUUGGCAGAGGAAAUAUUAACGAAGUAAGUCUUCUAAAAAUUUGUUAGGGAAGGGUAGCAGAUAUAGUUGUCUGCCUAUAUUGUUGUAGGCAAGUUGUGUGCUUGAUGUACACAGUACAACUCAAGUUGUAAGAAGGUUGCAUGCGACAGUAUUGGGCAAUUUAGUACAUACUACAUAGAGCAAGCUUUUCUACAGAUAAUCAUUCAGUAACUUAGCUUAACAGAACAAGGGGCACAAUGGACGAAAUUUUUAUCUAGACUAGAAGAACGAAAUACAUUACCAUAGCUGAAAAGAAUCAUUUUUGAGCCGAAAGUGGUUAUUUUUACCGCGCGUAAUAGAAAUAUAAACAAAAUUUGCGAACUUCAAAGUCUAUAUUUUCUUCAUUUUACAACAUUUAGCAACCAAUUUUUGCAGUUUUACUCAUUCUAAGACGCUCUUUCUAGCUGUGGUGUUGGAUUUCGUUCUUUUUGCCUUGAUCAAAAUUUAGUCUUAUAGCUGGAAUUACCAUUGUAUACGCUGACACAAUCAUGUUUUCUUUCAGAUACUAGCGAACUCAGAUUUGAGCUCGCGAGCAGAAGAUUCGCAAAAGGAAGAAGGAAUCUUCAGCCAUAUUCAAAUUGCCGCGAGCUCAUUAUGGGAUAAGUUGAACAAAUAG
Molecule: messenger RNA, 12785 nt
Organism: Paramuricea clavata
Lineage: Eukaryota; Metazoa; Cnidaria; Anthozoa; Malacalcyonacea; Plexauridae
Source: the annotation of a GenBank genome assembly